AUUUUAUUUUAUAAACAAAAUGUUACCAUUGAGAAUCAGACUUGAGUGGUUAAUAUUACAUUUCCUAAUGGCUACACAAUAAAUAUCUAAUUUGGAGCCUUUUUUCGUUGCCGUUGUACUCUAAAGAUGGCACCACAUAUUAUAGUGUUACAUUUCAGGUAUCCUAACCUUUACCUAAGAUAACAGUUAUCAGUUGUCAAGUUCUCCCGGCUCAAAAUCAAGUCCUGUGAUAAUGUCCAUAUUUACUUCAAAUAAUGUUCUCCACUAAGGAAAAGCUGAAAUCACGAACAGGAAAAAAUAGUGUCGGAAGAUACGAUUUUCUCAAACUUUUAGUGGAUGAGUUCUAUAAGACUAAAUCAAGAGAUGCACAGGAACAAGUGAUCGCGAAUCUUGCUAAUUUUGCUUAUGAUCCAAUAAAUUAUGAAUUCAUUAGAAAGUUACACAUAAUUGAUGUAUUCCUUGAUGAAAUUGGAAACACUAAUGAUAAGAUUACAGAAUUUGCAAUUGGAGGAUUAUGCAAUUUGUGUUUAGAUCCAAUCAACAAGGAGUACAUCAUUAAUAAAAGAGGUGUUUCAAUUGUUGCUAAAUGUUUGUUUCAUAGAAAUGAAGAAAUAUUGAUAUCAGCAAUUACUACAUUAAUAUUCUUAAUAACCCCUGCUUCAAAAUCUGAGCUAACUUGCCCUGAAAUUGUGGAGUGUAUUACUACACAUCUGAGGAACCCUAACAAAAGGAUAAAAAAUCUUGCAAAUGUUUAUUUAGAAACAUGUUGUUCGAAGAAACAAGUAGCUGAAGCUGCUCAUAAUGUUGAUUUAAAACUUGGUAAACUUUAAGAAAACAAGGAAGUGACACCCCAUUGCUAACUCAGUUGUUUUGAUUAACAAUGCUGAUAAAAUUGUUACGUAAUAGACUCUGUCCUUCUAGAAUUAUGUUUAUGCCUCAUGGCCAUUUAUCAUCUAAUUGGGGCAAUGAACUUGGGGAAACCCUAAUUCAAAAAGAAACAAUUGAACGUACAAUUACUGAAGAAGAUGUUAAUUUGUUUUCUAAAGUAACAGGGGACUUUAAUGUUAUUCAUUCUAGCAGUGAAGAUAAACCAGGGAUAGUGCAUGGUGCAUUGCUUAAUGGCAUUGUAUCUGGUGUUAUAGGGACCAAAUUACCUGGCAAUGGUACAAUACUUCUCAGUCAAACAUUAAACUUUCCUAAGCCCUGUUUUGUUGGGGAAACUGUAAUAGUAACUGUAGAAAUUGAAAAACUUAGAAAAAUAACUUCAUGUAAAUACCAAAUUAUAAGUAAAGUGUCUGAAUCAGUUGUUAUGUUUGGUUCUGCUAAGCUACUUCUUAAAUGUGAUAAAACAUAAUAACUUGAAUUUCAUUUACAAUACAUUCAUAUAAACUUGUUUUUAUAUUUUGUAGUAUAAUGUAACAUAUUGUUGUAAUAAAAUGUAUAGAAGUGAUGAAGUAUAGAAGCUACUAAAAAAAGACUUGUUUAUUUACUUCACAUGUUUUUCCAAAAUAUAGAUGUUUGAUAAACACGUUAAAAAU
Nezara viridula (southern green stink bug) is the source of this 1538-nucleotide messenger RNA. Lineage: Eukaryota; Metazoa; Arthropoda; Insecta; Hemiptera; Pentatomidae. The record is from the annotation of a GenBank genome assembly.